Esox lucius (northern pike) is the source of this 2643-nucleotide messenger RNA. Its product is annotated as basic proline-rich protein-like. The transcript is spliced from 7 exons. Lineage: Eukaryota; Metazoa; Chordata; Actinopteri; Esociformes; Esocidae. The coding region runs from base 1 to 2643 and encodes 880 amino acids. The record is from RefSeq and is a predicted model, not a curated record.
AUGGUAAAUGAGGCCUGGCUCAAAGAUCCACCAUAUUCUGCCAACAACCUUGUCUGCCCGCCUGCCCGCCUGCCUGCCUGCCUGCCUACCUGCCUGCCUGCCUGCCUACCCUGCCUGCCUACCUGCCUACCCUGCCUGCCUACCCUGCCUGCCUACCUGCCUGCCUACCUGCCUGCCUACCCUGCCUGCCUACCUGCCUGCCUGCCUACCUGCCUGCCUACCCUGCCUGCCUACCCUGCCUGCCUACCCUGCCUGCCUACCCUGCCUGCCUACCUGCUUGCCUACCUGCCUACCCUGCCUGCCUACCAUCCUCUGCUUCCUCCAAGGUACGGUCUUCUCAUCCUCCCCAUCACCCUGGAGCCUCAGCCAGACACCGUCAGAGACAUCAGGCUACAUCUACUGCUCCUGUCUCUGCCUCUGUCCCUCCUGAGUGGGAACCUCCCUCUGCUGCGCCCCAGCCCGCCCCAAGACCUGAUUCCCAGACUCCGGGUCCCAGUUUCGCCGUCCCAUGACCUGCUAAGAAGCCUAGACAAACAGAUCACAGAGCUCCUGAACGAGGAUGCUAUCGUUGUGGUCCCGGAGGAAUUGAAACACAGCGGAUUCUAUUCCCCAAAGAAGAUGGGCGGUGUCAAACCAAUUUUGGAUCUGCGCACACUGAACGAGUACGAGGAGGUGGUAUAUGGGAGAGUGGAGGAAGACCCCCUGGAGGCGCAAACCCGGAGGUCGCCCCAAGACCUUUUUGGUGGAGUGCUACGGGGCGUGGACCAGUGGGGAGAAGUCAAGCCCCUCAGCCGGCAGGAGGAGGUAGUCAAGGAGCUCCUACAGGAGAUGCAGAGGACGGAGAGGACGGGUCCCUGCUACCACCCCGCGGCCUACCCCGCGGCCUACCCCGCGGCGCCCUGCUUCCCCAGCUGCUGCUCCGCAGUCGGCUUUACGCCCGGUGCCAGGUCCAAGGCGCCUGGUGUUCACAGCGCCCCGUACUGCCUGGAAGCCGCAGCCAGUGCCGCCAACGCCCCCUGCUGCUCGAGAGCCGCAGCCAGCGCCCCCUGCUACCCGGGAGUGGCAGCCAGCGCCCCCUGCUCGCCGGCUCCCCCGGCUCCUGCUCCUUCACCGGCUGUCGACCCCCCGCCGGCUCCCCCGGCUCCUGCUCCUCCGCCGGCUCCUGCUCCUCCGCUGGUUCCUACUCCUCCCCCGGCUCCUGCUCCUCCGCCGGAUGCUGACCCGCCGCCGGCUCCUAUUCCUCCGCCGGCUCCCCCGUCUCCUAUUCCUCUGCCGGCUCCUAUUCCUCCACCGGCUCCUAUUCCUCCGCCGGCUCCCCCGGCUCCUACUCCUCCGCCGGCUCUUCCGCCGGCUCCGGGCCCUCCGCCGGCUCCCCCGGCUCCUGCUCCUCCGCCGGCUCCUACUCCUCUGCCGGCUCUUCCGCCGGCUCCUGACCCUCCGCCGGUUUCCCCGUCUCCUACUCCUCCGCCAGCUCUUCCGCUGGCUCCAGGCCCUCCGCCGGCUUCCCCAUCUCCUGCACCUCCGCCGGCUCCUAUUUCCCCGCCGGCUCCCCAGGCUCCUGCUCCUCCGCCGGUUCCUACUCCUCCGCCGGCUCCUGACCCUCCGCCGGUUUCCCCGUCUCCUGCUCCUCCGCCGGCUCCUGCUCCCCCGCCGGCCGUCAACCCUCCGCCGGCUCCCCCGGCUCCUGCUCCUCCGCCGGCUGCUGACCCGCCGCCGGCUCCUAUUCCUCCGCCGGCUCCCCCGUCUCCUAUUCCUCUGCUGGCUCCUAUUCCUCCGCCGGCUCCCCCGGCUCCUACUCCACCGCCGGCUCUUCCGCCGGCUCCUGACCCUCCGCCCGUUUCCCCGUCUCCUACUCCUCCGCCGGCUCUUCCGCCGGCUCCAGACCCUCCGCCGGCUCCCCCGGCUCCUUCUCCUCCGCCGGCUCCUAUUCCCCCGUCGGCUCCCCCGUCUCCUGCUCCUCCGCCGGCUCUUCCGCCGGCUCUUCCGCCGGCUCCUGACCCUCCGCCGGUUUCCCCGUCUCCUACUCCUCCGCCGGCUCUUCCGCUGGCUCCUAUUCCCCCGCCGGCUCCCCCGUCUCCUGCUCCUCCGCCUGCUCCUACUCCUCCGCCGGCCCUUCCCGGCCCUCCGCCGGCUCCCUCGGCUCCUGCUCCUCCGCCGGCUGUCGACCCUCCGCCGGCUCCCCCGGCUCCUGCUCCUCCGCCGGUUGUCGACCCACUGCCGGCUCCCCCGGCUCCUGCUCCUCCGCCGGCUCCUAUUUCCCCGCCGGCUCCCCCGUCUCCUGCUCCUCCGCCUGCUCCUACUCCUCCGCCGGCCCUUCCCGGCCCUCCGCUGGCUCCCUCGGCUCCUGCUCCUCCGCCGGCUGUCGACCCUCCGCCGGCUCCCCCGGCUCCUGCUCCUCCGCCGGUUGUCGACCCACUGCCGGCUCCCCCGGCUCCUGCUCCUCCGCCGGCUCCUAUUUCCCCGCCGGCUCCCCCGUCUCCUGCUCCUCCGCCUGCUCCUACUCCUCCGCCGGCCCUUCCCGGCCCUCCGCUGGCUCCCUCGGCUCCUGCUCCUCCGCCGGCUGUCGACCCUCCGCCGGCUCCCCCGGCUCCUGCUCCUCCGCCGGAGAAAAAUAAGACAGCCCUGAUGCUGACUGAUUUCUGA